CACUGCAACUGUGCUACCAUCCUCAAAUCACCCUCACAAAAAUUACAUCCAAAUGUUCAAUCCAAACAGUUACCUCAAACUCCUUAAAUCCCAGCUGCAAAACCCUAAAUUUCAUUCACCCAUUUCACGUAUCCACAAUCGCACAUCAAGAAACCCUCCAAUCAACAACCCUGCAAUUCAGUUCAUCCUAAAUGAAGCUGAAGAAUUCCAAUCCUACAAAACCCAAUUCGCUUCUCCCGAUCAGAAGCAAAAAGAUGAAUCAUUUCCGCCAGAUAAGGAGAAUAGAGAUACAUCCAGCACCCAGAUUUCACACCCGUGGCGUGAAUGGGUUGAUUUAAUGGAGAAGUUGCUGAAAGAUGGAUACUUUGACGAAAUUGGAAACCCUUUUACGAAGAAUAAUGGCGAAUUGGGCAGUAAAGAGGCGAAUUUGAUAAGGACUGCUUCGUUGAAUUUCUCCCGCGACCAUUACCAACUUAUAAGACACUUCUCGCGGAAAGACAUAAUGGUAAUUGCUGGGCCCGGAUGUCCAAGCACAGACAGGAAAGUUGUCAACUCUGGAAAACGGCUAAGGGCUCACUUAGGAAUCGACGAAGGAAAUGUUUGCAGCUCUUGCAUUUUGAGAGGCGAUUGUGAUAGAGCUUACGUGAAGGCACGUGUGGAUGAAGGUCUUAGAACUGUGGACGUUAUGCGUUUUUUACUAACGUAUGGUCUUGAUCCCAUUAUUGGUUCGGUGGAAAACAAGCCAUGCUUAAAGAAAAGUGUUAAAGAAUCUGUAAGAACAUUGUUGAAACAAAUGGCGGGCAUUAGGGUCGAGGGGCAUGAUAGCGAACCACCGAAAGUCAAAACUCGAGAGUUGACCCAAGAAAACGACGUUGACCAAGAAAGGAGUCGAGUUGAUGUUCCCAUGAAGCAAGGUGAUUGGAUUUGUCCCAAAUGCAAGUUCCUUAAUUUUGCCCGAAAUGUCAAGUGCUUGAAGUGUAAUGUCUUCUUCGAGGAAAGGCUGAAAAAAUUAGCAGAAGAACAGGAGGACCUUCCGUUGAAGAAAGGAGACUGGAAAUGUGACAAAUGCAAGUUUUUGAACUUUGCGAGAAACACGAGGUGUUUGCAGUGCCAAGAGAAGCCUCCGAAGCGGCAACUAAAUCCCGGGGAGUGGGAAUGUGAUUCGUGUAAUUACGUCAACUUCAGAAGAAACAUGUUAUGUCUGAAAUGCGACCACAAGAGACCAAUUGCAUCCCAACACGUUUACGAUAAUCUACAGAAUCAUCAUCAAACACAGUCUUGGUUCGGACAAGAGAAGCAAAGUAAGUAUGUGUAUAGUUACGAUGAUUCGUUGAAAUUUGUCGAAAGUGAAAGUCAAGAUGAGUCGAGCUCAAGGAAUAACGGGCCCGAUUUUCUGGACUUUCCGGUAAUUGGAGGUAAGAGCGGCUUUUCCAAGAGUGUCCAAAAUCAAGAAUCACUGAAAAUGGAAAUAAUCGAGAAAAGCCGAACUGUCGGUUGUGAUAAUGACAAAUAUAACCCUAGCAUAAUUCGUGGGACGAGUGAAUCUCUUGCAUGUGAUGAAGAUGAUGAUGACAUGGCUGAAUGGUUUGAAGGUAGAAGAAAGUCAAUGCAUCCAGAAAUGGGUUCUGAAGAAUCAUCACGUGUUGUCGUGCCGAGGAACUUCCGUUUAUUGGAAGAGCUAGAGAGAGGAGAGAAGGGAAUAGGCGAUGGAACUGUUAGCUACGGAAUGGACGAUGCUGAUGAUUUGUACAUGCAAUCUUGGACUGGUACCAUCAUUGGUCCUCCUAAUACCGUACACGAAGGGCGCAUAUACCAAUUGAAGCUAUUCUGUGGGAAGGAUUAUCCAGAUAAUCCGCCAAGUGUAAUGUUCCAGACUCGGAUUAAUAUGAGCUGUGUUAAUCACGAAACCGGUGUCGUCGAGCCUCGUCUCUUCCCCAUGCUUUCUGAUUGGCAAAGGGAGUAUACAAUGGAGGAUAUAUUGAUGCAGUUAAAAAAAGAUAUGAUGUCACCCCAAAACCGUAAAUUGACUCAGCCUCCUGAAGGAAAUGAGGAUGCUAGAGUUGACCAAAAGGGUAUAGUGCUGAGAUGUUGCAUCCUCUAAAAUAGGUACAUAUAUAUAUAUAUUUGAACUGUGAAAUUCCAGGUAACAUGUUGGGUAUUUUAGUAAUAUAUUUAUAUAUAUACUUGGUUUAAUUUGAAGAAAUGUAAUCUAAGUAUCUGCAUUGUGUAUUUAUGUGACAAAUUUAUAUCUGCUAUUACUGAAUUUGGCUGAAUGAUUUAUUUUUUAUUUACAAGAUUAGUUAUCCAAUUAAUAAAUAUUAAAUAGGAAAGCUCUUCCUCAUUUGUGAAGCAAAAGGCAACAGUGGGAGACCAGAGUCAAAACUCCAAAGCUUGAUUAGGCAGAUGAUUAAAGCUUUAAGCAAUUGUGUUUAGGGUGGGUCCCACGUUUCAUUUGAUAUUACUCCUCUGCAUUAUGAUUAUCCGUUAUCCGUAGUUACUAAAAUUCCCCCGGUGUUUGUUUUUGUCUUACACCGACUCACUUAUGGUGUAAUUUUUUGCGGUAUCUUUUUGAUUUCAGUUAAUAUUUCCUGAAAAA
Erythranthe guttata (spotted monkey flower) is the source of this 2596-nucleotide messenger RNA. Lineage: Eukaryota; Viridiplantae; Streptophyta; Magnoliopsida; Lamiales; Phrymaceae. The record is from RefSeq and is a predicted model, not a curated record.